This is a messenger RNA of Trichoderma asperellum CBS 433.97, 2277 nucleotides long. The record is from RefSeq and is a predicted model, not a curated record. Lineage: Eukaryota; Fungi; Ascomycota; Sordariomycetes; Hypocreales; Hypocreaceae.
AUGAUAGCCAUAAGACAUCUCCUCAAGGUCGGCCUGGCUGUUGUCGGUCUGUUCCCUUGGCAUGGACUAGCUCUUGAAGUCGCGGUCCACCAGGAAUGUGUUGCGGCUGUUUUUGGUAUUAUCGGAAAUCUCAACUUCGAAGGCAUUGGAUACGGUGACUAUUACUUGGGACUUUGCCAGAACCCGCUAAAAGCCACUUCUGUCUACGCUAUUUCCAGGGCAUAUUGCCCGCCAAAUGACCUAGAUCCCGGGCUCGCCUACUUCGGCUUGGCCUGUCAGAGCUAUGGCAGCGUAGAACUCAUUCCAGAGGCCGACUUGGCUGCGAAUUUAACUGAUAAAGCAGUUAACAGCUUUCCUAUUCUCGAUCAAGAUGAUAAGAGGGUUCUGACUAACCUCACGACGCCGGUUCUGAUUUCCAGAGAUUGGUUUGAAUUGGGUUACCGCACAGAGGAUGCAUGGGAUUAUGAGCACCGAACGCAUAUUGCCUAUGGGUUCGCAAUGUAUGGAUUCUGGGGCGGUGUUCUCGUCAUUGGAGCUCUGCACCGACUUAUCACCCUGAUCAAUGAAAGCCGGCUGUCACCUUCAUCUACCGGCCCUGAGGACACCGGGUUGGCAGAUAGUCGGGAGAAACCAACAGAAAAAAACCGCCCAAUUGCAUCCUUAUACUCAUGGAUCCGGAAACACCUUAUUACUCCAAGCGCUUUACCUCCUUAUCGGAGCCAGCUCUUGUUCGGAUGCACCAUACCAACUCGCAUCGAAGCAUUCAUUGUGCUGUCAUAUUGGAUCGUCAAUUUUGUACUUUGUUGUGUAAACUACCGUGGAUUCAAGGGUAACCUUUACUGGUCUGCGGUUGCCCCUCAGAUAUGGAGAUAUAUUGCCGACCGAACAGGCAUACUGGCAUUUGCCAAUUUACCCUUGAUAUGGAUGUUCAGCGGCCGGAAUAAUAUUUUUAUCUGGCUAACAGGUUGGCAAUUCUCUACAUUCAAUCUCUUCCACCGACAUAUCGCUCGCAUAGCGACAGUGCAAGCUAUCUUCCAUUCUAUUGGAUAUACGGCUUUCUACUUUACAGCGGGCUUCGCGGACGAUUAUCGGGAAUCGUUCCAUGAGGCUUGGUGGUGCCUAGGAGUUGUGGCAACGAUUUCAAUGAGCUUUAUCGUUCUCUUCUCCUUCAGUUGGUUCCGUCGCAAGAUUUAUGAGUCUUUCCUUCUGAUCCAUAUCACUUUAUCUAUCGUGGUAAUUAUCGCUCUCUUCUACCACACAUCCAUAUUCGAUGGAGAAUACGAUCCUUACUUAUGGCCUCUCGUUGCCAUCUGGAGUUUUGACCGUUUCCUGAGGAUUGUUCGGGUAGUUUAUUGCAAUCUCCACGUUCGGCUGUCCAAAAAGAGACUCCAUCGUAGUGUUGCUGCGAUAUCCUACGACCAAGACGCCAACAUUGUCCGCAUUCAAAUUAACACCCACGUAAGGCCAAGACCUGGUCAGCACUAUUAUCUGUACCAGCCAUUCCGCUUCACUGGCUGGGAGAAUCAUCCUUUCACUUUGGCAUAUUGGAGCAAGCCUACGGAAGAAACUAUUCAGGCUCAAGCUGGCUCUCUGACCACGAAUAGCACAGCGAAUCAGCCUUCAAAAAUUCAUGCAGCGGCUGAAAACGAGUACAUUCUCUCUUUCUGGAUUCGCCCGUAUGAUGGUUGGACUCGCCGCCUUCGUGAUAUCUGUCUGAAGACCCAAUCUACAUCCAGACUCUCUGCAAUCUCUAGGGAGACUAUCCUCCUCGAAGGGCCGUACGGUAAGGCCGAGCCCUUGUGGACGUUUGACGAGGUCCUUCUUAUUGCAGGGGGGUCAGGCAUUGCGGCCAUGGUUCCUUAUAUACUUGAUCAUGUCUCACGGGUCGCUGCAGGCCAGACACGCAUACGUGGACUGACAUUAGUUUGGGCCGAUCAUUCUGCAAAGGCUUCGAUCGAAUCAUUAGAUUUACCGUCUCCAGACGAAAUCUCAAUUGGAGAUGCGUGCCAAGAGACUGUAGGAAAUGGUGUGCUUAAGGGUAAAGAGGCGACCGAUGAUAUACACGAGGCCGAUUCUUUAACCAUCAAGAUGGGCAGGCCUGACAUCCCAAUGCUCAUUGAGAGUGCAGCGGCUUCCGCUGUCGAGUCUGGAUCACGGCUAGCUGUGAUGGCGUGUGGUCCCAGUGGGAUGGUAGAUGCGGCCAGGGAAGCGACGUAUCGGGCAAUGGGCAAUCAGAGCAAUGCAGUUGAGUAUUUUGAAGAGGCGUUUGGGUGGUAA